This is a messenger RNA of Drosophila obscura, 1722 nucleotides long. RefSeq names its product 39S ribosomal protein L17, mitochondrial (gene mRpL17). Lineage: Eukaryota; Metazoa; Arthropoda; Insecta; Diptera; Drosophilidae. The transcript has 2 exons. Gene Ontology annotation, cellular component: ribosome; mitochondrial large ribosomal subunit. The record is from RefSeq and is a predicted model, not a curated record. Bases 76 to 606 code for a protein of 176 amino acids. Gene Ontology annotation, molecular function: structural constituent of ribosome. Gene Ontology annotation, biological process: translation.
GGGGUCUCUGUCAGCUGUUCGCCGGUCUUACGUGACGCCCUUUUGAUUUUGCUAGAAUUUAAAUUAUUGAUAAAAAUGAAUCAAGCAGAUGUAACUAAAUUGAUGUCGCAAUUGCGGAUCGCAGUGCGGCCCAAUCAGCGUAACUUGAAAAAUGCGGAUGGUCCUGAGGGGCGCCUGCUAAAGCUACGUAAAACUAUUACCGCUUUGAUGAAGCAUGAGCGUAUUGAACUUUGCUUCAAUCGAGCCGAUGAAGCUCGUGGUUAUGCCGAACUGUUAAUUUCCAAUGCCAUGCGACAUGGCGACCGUCAUAAGGCCACUAUGGAACUAGCUGAUUAUUGGCUCCUGGAGAAACAGCUGGUCCAUAAGCUGUUUAAAGUACUAGUUCCUCGCUACGAAAACUACAACGUAUCUUAUACUCGAAUGUACAAAGCUCCUCGGGAUUAUCCAGGAAUGUACUACAGACAGUCGGUGCUAGAGCUUCGUGGCAAUCCUUACCCUUCCCUAUUAAUGGAUCAAUCACAGAACCGUAAUCUGCUGCACAACGUGCUCCUUGAUGAGGCCAGGAAAGAGUUUAGACGUAAAAAAUUAGCUGACAUAGUUAACUAGGAAUUCAAAUACUUUCUGUGUUGCAACUCUGAUCGCUUAUUUUUAAGACUUGAAAACAAAUUUAUUAUAAAUGUAUAUUCAUAUAUAAGAUUAACGAACCAGAUAAAUUUGGCCCUUAAAAACUGGAUAAAUUUGAUUUGUAAAAUCUUUGGAACACAUCCUUUAUACAAACAUAUGUGUAUGUUUACAAAAUAUCCUGAUAAAGCUUUCUGACAUUGCAGUGGCUUAAGUAGUCCGAUUUCCAAUCUUAAGAGUGCAGAAAUAGGUUAGCAGUCUUUUUAGUUGUCCGAUUUCGAAACUUGAUACUUACCCUUACCGGUUAGACAGAUGUCGCGAACCAUUUCGCACUGGCUGUAGAAAAACUGGUGCUCGUUUAAGGAGCUUGUUGCACAGAUGGGCUGAAAUGGAUCACAGGUUUUAAUGGCCUUACAUGCUGGGCUGCUCUGUUUUAAUGGCAAAGAGACGCACAGCGCAAACAGUAUUGACACAAUCGAGAUCAGGAAACAAAACAAUAUAAUUUUCAUCGCGGCUUUGCCCGUCCAAAUAGACAUUACGCGCAUCUUGUAUCUUAUAUUAUGCCUAAAACAAUCGCACCAUAAUUAAGUAGAUAUCUGUUGAAUUUUGUUUUUAGUCGAAGCUUCUUAAGCUUCAACAAAUGUGAAUGCUUUUGCUGAAUUUUUAUGCAUAUACUUGUACACUUGACCUCCGAUUGCACCGAGCAAAAUUUGUUUUCUGACGACACUACGAAACGUUAUCCAACAACCGAUAACCACUAUACAUGCAUUCAACCGCCAUCAACCUCAGGGCGUUGCCAUAGAAACAAGCACAGAACAUUAUUACUUACCAAAGAAUCAACGAUAAAUGUUCCCUUUACCUCUGUUUUUUCCGGGAUCUUUUGUUUAUGCUACUUGUGAAGUUUGUGUACUAUGAAUGGUUGCUUAACUGACUGGAACACCGGCUCUAUUUGGUUUCCUAACGUCCCGGUGUUACGCACAUGUGCAUACAUACAUACAUAUGUACAAGAUCUUUUAUUUGUAUUUUUCAUGACUCAUAAUAAAUAAUUUCACCAUUUCAAUAAACACUUUUUAUUUCCUUAAAAGAAUAUAUAGCUUGAUC